UCCCGCUUCACCGUUUUUGUGUAUCAACUUCCCGGCACAAGAUCUCGGGUGGGCGAUUUUGUGUCAACGCUGACUUUGAUUGGCCGGAAAUCUUCGCCCUGCAGAUGUCGAUUUGUGUCUUGAAAAUAACUCGACUAUAGAAGCCUUAGGCUCAUACUUGAUGUGCGACAUAUCAACUCCUUGAAAAGCCGGCUUGAGAUCGUCCACAGCGACAGGUGGAAGAAUUUUCUCAUCACCCGCGAUAUCAUCCGUCAGAACCUUCAGGAUGCAAAUCGCAAGCCAGGAACCCGACUCGCUUGAACAGGCGCAGCCUGUGGAAACUCUGGACGUAGCCCAAGAGUCCCACAAGUACCCUGAGGGCGGCAAAGACGCAUGGCUUGUUGUAGCCGGUGCAUGGUGCGCCAUGAUACCCUCCAUGGGCCUGCUCAACACUCUUGCAGUUCUUCAGGCCUGGGUUUCACAAAACGAACUUCAUGGUCUUCCAGAAUCAACAAUUGGCUGGGUUUUCAGCACUUACGCCUUCUUCCUCUACUUUUGCGGUGCUCAAGUUGGUCCCAUAUUUGACGCUCAUGAUGUGAGGUUCCUGAUGGUACCUGGAUGCGUAGGGGUUGUGGCGUCUUUAAUGUUGAUGAGUCUCUGCAAAGAGUUCUACCAGUUCUUGCUCACCUUUGGUGUCCUCGGCGGUGUGUCAGCUUCGCUGCUUUUCAAUCCGAGCAUCGCUGCAAUCGGGCACUGGUUCUCGGAACGUCGCGCUCUUGCUACCGGGAUAGCCUGCACGGCUGGGGGUGUGGGCGGCGUUGUCUUCCCUCUCAUCAUUCUUUACAUGGCUCCCAAGGUGGGCUUCCCGUGGGCCAUCAGGACUGUUGGAUUUAUAUGUGCUGCCGCGUCUGUUUUGGCAUGCACGCUCUUGAAGAAGAGACUUCCACCAAGCAAGACAUCCAGUGGCGCAAUCGACCUCAAAGCGUUGAAAGAGACAAAAUUCGGUCUCGCCACGUUGGCCGUAUUCCUGAUUGAGUUUGCAGUCUUCAUCCCUUACACCUACAUUUGCUCGUACGCUAUCCACGAGGGUAUUGAUCUCCAGAAGUCUCUCCUCCUGAGUGCUCUACUCAACGCCGGGGCGAUCCCAGGACGUGCUCUACCGGGUUACGUCGCAGACCGAUUCGGUCCCUUUAACGUCACGUGCGUUACCGCCUUGGUAUGCUCGACAUUCAUCUUUGCACUCUGGAUGACAGCUGGUGGCGGCGAAGCUGCUACGACCGCCUUUGCGGUUAUGUUUGGCUUUUGGUCCGGAGCUGCCAUCAGCUUGACGCCCGUCUGCAUUGGACAGGUUUGCAGAAUAGAAGACUAUGGGAAAAGGAGCGGCACGGCGUUCUUUGUCUGCAGUUUUGGUGCCCUCGUCGGUGUGCCGUUUGCUGGAGCUAUCCUGCAAUGGUCAGGCGGCACUUACGAUGGCCUUAUACUUUUCGCGGGUGGCCUUUACAUCUUGUCGUUUUUCGCUUUUGCCGUUGCAAGAGGUGUAGCUGGUGGAUGGAAUCCAAGAAUUUUGUUCUAAACUCGAGUGGGAAUCAGUUCACUGUUCGAGGCCUUCGAGUAUCAGUCGAUCAGGAUAGGACACUUGGCGACCAACUAUGAAGCAUUGGUACACCAUGGAAAAUCGUCCAACUCCUGCGUAAGUUUACAACCGAGAUUUUUUCAAAUGAAAGAUUGUCCUGAUACCUGUUGAUGAUCUUUAUUAGAUGAUACCAGGCCUGUCAUCCCA
Messenger RNA from Colletotrichum godetiae, 1759 nucleotides. RefSeq names its product major facilitator superfamily domain-containing protein. Gene Ontology annotation, cellular component: membrane. NCBI's taxonomy places the organism in Eukaryota, Fungi, Ascomycota, Sordariomycetes, Glomerellales, Glomerellaceae. The transcript is spliced from 5 exons. Gene Ontology annotation, biological process: transmembrane transport. Bases 266 to 1552 code for a protein of 428 amino acids. The record is from RefSeq and is a predicted model, not a curated record. Gene Ontology annotation, molecular function: transmembrane transporter activity.